This is a messenger RNA of Psammomys obesus (fat sand rat), 463 nucleotides long. RefSeq names its product C-C motif chemokine 3. Gene Ontology annotation, molecular function: CCR chemokine receptor binding; chemokine activity. Gene Ontology annotation, cellular component: extracellular region. Gene Ontology annotation, biological process: chemokine-mediated signaling pathway; immune response; cellular response to tumor necrosis factor. The coding region runs from base 40 to 318 and encodes 92 amino acids. The record is from RefSeq and is a predicted model, not a curated record. The transcript is spliced from 3 exons. Lineage: Eukaryota; Metazoa; Chordata; Mammalia; Rodentia; Muridae.
GUACCUUUCCCUUCUCAGCUCUAUCACCUGCUCAGCAGCAUGAAGGUCUCAACCGCCACCCUUGCUGUCCUUCUCUGCGCCAUGACCCUCUGCAACCAAGUCUUCUCGGCGCCCUACGGUACUGACACCCCGACAGCCUGCUGCUUCUCCUACAGCCGGCAGAUUCAACGCAAAUUCAUCGCUGACUACUUUGAGACCAGCAGUCUCUGCUCCGAGCCAGGUGUCAUUUUCCUGACCAAGAGAAACCGGCAGAUCUGCACUGACCCCAGAGAGACCUGGGUUCAAGAAUACAUCACUGAUCUGGAGCUGAAUGCCUGAGAGGCUUGGAGUCAUCAAGGAACCCCAAAACCUCCGUGGGUCCUAUGUGGAACAGGGACCUGAGCCCCGGAACAUUCCUGCCACCUCCAUAGCUUCAUCUCCUAUAAGCUGUUUGCUGCCAAGUAGUUACACCCAGGGAUUCUUA